Chenopodium quinoa (quinoa) is the source of this 1216-nucleotide messenger RNA. RefSeq names its product protein REVERSION-TO-ETHYLENE SENSITIVITY1-like. The transcript is spliced from 3 exons. Gene Ontology annotation, biological process: response to ethylene; regulation of ethylene-activated signaling pathway. NCBI's taxonomy places the organism in Eukaryota, Viridiplantae, Streptophyta, Magnoliopsida, Caryophyllales, Amaranthaceae. Gene Ontology annotation, cellular component: Golgi apparatus; endoplasmic reticulum. The coding region runs from base 351 to 1070 and encodes 239 amino acids. The record is from RefSeq and is a predicted model, not a curated record.
CCAACUUCCAAUCUAUUUUCUUGAAGAAGAAAUUCACCCCCUUUUUUAAUUUUUUAAUUUUAAUUAUUUUAUUUAAUUAUUGGGAAAGAUGAAAUCUUUGGAAAUAAAAGAAAGCAGGUGGUGGUUUGGCAGGUGGUUUUUGCAACAUGAAAAACAGAAGCAAACACAACACCCUUCAACUGGAAAAUACAACACAUUUUCUGAUCUGUUCUUCCUUUUAUGCUCUUCUUCUUGGCCUCUGAGUUGGAAUGUGCUGGUGGGAAUGCUGAUCAACAUUGGGAGCAAUGGAAUAUGUUUGAAAUCAAUAUUUGAUAUGUUACACAUCUUCUCAAACCAUCUACGAUAGCCUUAUGAUACAUGCAACACUUUCUGGAAUGGGUUUAGAAGCAGGUAGCACUGAUGAAACUGUAAGCGUGCUAGAUGAACUAUGGCCUCUUGAUGAUAUUGAUCCGGUGAAGUCGAAGUUCCCGUGUUGUUUAGUUUGGACUCCACUUCCAGUUGUCUCAUGGUUGGCACCUUUUAUUGGACAUGUUGGCAUAUGUCGAGAGGAUGGCUCUAUUCUUGACUUUUCCGGGUCUAAUCUUGUAACUGUAAACGAUUUUGCAUUUGGUGCAGUGGCAAGAUAUUACCAACUUGACAGAAAACAGUGCUGCUUUCCUCAGAAUUUAUCAAGGCACAAAUGCGAGCAGCGCUACAAACAUCAUGAGCUUGGUACUGCUAUAUCUUGGGAUGACGCUCUAGAAACAAGCUUGCGACACUACGAGAACAAAUCGUACAAUCUCUUCACGUGCAAUUGCCACUCAUUUGUGGCCAACUGUCUGAAUCGCCUUUGCUAUGGUGGAUCAAUGAGCUGGAACAUGAUUAAUGUUGCUGCAGUGGUCCUAUGCAAGGGAAGAUGGGUGGAUGGCAUGUCAGUCUUAAGAUCCUUUUUGCCUUUUCUAGCAGUGCUGUGCCUCGGCAUUUACAUGGUUGGCUGGCCCUUCUUGAUCGCACUGCUAUCUUUUUCUCUCAUGCUUCUUGCUUGGUUUGUGGUAGGAACCUAUGUUGUCAACAACAUACUAGAAUGCUAGGUGAUUGGAGAUUUGGUAAUAAUAAUUCAAACUUUUGUAAGCUGUAAAUGGCAGCAUGGUACAGGUAGACAUUUUGUAAGGUUGCAAUUAUAAACUAUAUGGAAGGUUGGCAUUUUUACAGGGGAUUGAAGGGAUUUUUUUAAAAA